Aaosphaeria arxii CBS 175.79 is the source of this 2427-nucleotide messenger RNA. Its product is annotated as cysteine proteinase. The transcript is spliced from 2 exons. Bases 1 to 2427 code for a protein of 808 amino acids. Gene Ontology annotation, molecular function: cysteine-type deubiquitinase activity; cysteine-type endopeptidase activity. The record is from RefSeq and is a predicted model, not a curated record. Lineage: Eukaryota; Fungi; Ascomycota; Dothideomycetes; Pleosporales. Gene Ontology annotation, biological process: protein deubiquitination. Gene Ontology annotation, cellular component: nucleus; cytosol.
AUGCCCCCUCGUCCCUUCCAGCCUCAUGGCUCGCCGAUCGUCGUCUCCUCUCAUCCCCAUGCCAUGGUUCCUAUGCCGCCCGUCAACCGCUCGCUUGGACAGACUCCCCCCAUCGCCCACUCGCGGACGCCGCCCGUCAUGAGGACCCAGACGCCUCAACCCGCACCCUCGACCCCAUCGGUGACAUCGCACACCCAUGUCUCCUCACCGACGCCGCCUACCGAUAUGACAACUCCCACCCCUCCGCCUAUCACGCCUUCCGGGCCUUCCUUUUCCGCCGCUCCUCCAUCGCCCACUGAGACACAUAGAAUGCCAUACUACCCUAAGCUGCCCUGGCUGUCUGUCCCUGAUGAACCAUUUCCGCCACGAUCUGCUCGAAGAAGAAGGAAACGACGGACUCCGGUGUCUGCUGAUGGGGAUAGUACGGCAUUUCCCUCGCGCGACGAUGCCGCGGUCAAAACGGAAACAGAAGCGGAGGUGGAUGCACAACAGUCUCCCACGGCGCGUGCAAGAGAAUCGGAUUCUUCUACCAUCGCUGCUACCCCGGACGUGGAUACGCCAACAACCUCCCAAGCCCCGUCAGAAGUUGAACUUGAAUAUGCACAAACACUCUCGGCAUCGUCACCGAAGUCAACUCAACCGACCAAAGCACCAAUCUCUUCACAUACCCGAACUGCUACGAUUCCUGCUAUUCCUUUGGUCCCUAUCAAAUCAGCUAAAGCGCCGAGUGUCGGUUCUACGACCCAAAAAUCAGCAAAAUCGGUUGUGGUAGACAAGGAGGGACUCAAGAAGACGGAGGAAGUUGCAGCGACGCCCGCUGCGGAGAGCAAUAUUUCUGACGAAACCCCGAAAGCUUCUCCGCCGCCGAAACAACCUGUGAGCUCGUGGGCUGCGCUGCUGAGAUCAAAAGCCAGUGCUGCAGCCGGCCAGACUCCUGUUCCUCCUCACGGCGUUAUCGCCGCCAACGGUGCCCCCGCGUCGAAGGGAAAUACCCUUUCCGACGUACUCGCAUCUUUCUCUGUCAAGAACGACAAGAAGAUCUCUUUUCUCGAGCCUCGCGGCCUUGUAAAUUCUGGCAAUCUGUGUUAUAUGAAUUCUAUUCUUCAAGUAUUGAUUUUCUGCGUUCCAUUCUUCGAUCUCUUAGACAAGGUUGCACAGCGAGCAGUGCAUAGCUUCAAAAGUGAGACCCCUCUAAUCGAUGCAAUGAUAAUGUUCAUGCGCGACUUCAAGGUCAUCGACUCCGCAGAGUCGGCUGAGAAGCUUCGUAUGCGCCUCAAGGACAACGAGCUGGAGCAGUAUGGUGACCCGCUGUCUCCAGAGUAUGUGUACGAUGUAAUCAAGCGCCUUCCUCGUUUUGAUAAUAUGAAGCGUGGUUCUCAGGAGGACGCAGAGGAGUUCUUGGGUUUCUUGCUGGCUGGUCUACACGACGAAUGCGCACACGUCAUCAAGAGCGGACGGCGGCCAUCCGUCUCAGCCGAAGCUCUUACAUCCCCAAAGAGUGAACGUUCAGGCUCUGUCGACAGCGGGUGGCAGGAGGUCGGACCCAAGCAAAAGUCAGCAGUCACUCAAUCGUCGGGCGCCAUUGAGAUUGAAACACCUCUGACCAAGAUAUUCGGCGGUAAGCUUCGUUCCGAAUACAGGAAGCCUGGCGAGAAACCUUCCAUUACACUCGAGCCAUACCAGCCCCUGCAGCUGGACAUCAGCUCACCUGCCAUCAACAACAUCUCGGAUGCCCUCAAGGCCAUGACCCAUUUGGAGACGCUCGAUGGAUCCACCCGAGGUGCUCGCGCAUCCACCAAGCAAGUGUUCAUUGAAUCACUGCCCCCGGUGCUGAUCUUGCACCUCAAGCGUUUCCACUACGACGCCAACGGGCCUCAAAAGAUUUGGAAGAAGAUCGGAUAUCCACUCGAUCUUGAGAUCCCGAAGGAUGUGUUCCCGCAGCACAUGCGUGGCAGCUUCGGCGUUCGAGGGGGUCUUCCCCGCUAUCGCCUUACUGCGGUCGUUUACCACCACGGGAAGAACGCCAGUGGUGGGCAUUACACUGUCGAUCUCCGUCGCCAGGAAGGCCGCGAAUGGGUCCGGAUGGACGAUACCAUCAUCCGUCGUAUUCGCCCUGAGGACGUUGCGGAGGGUGGUGCUGAGGAAGACCCCAAGGCCCUGGCUGCUGCUUUGGAGCAACACAAGCAGGACGCAAGCAAGGGCCGCAACUUCUAUGAACUGGGGGGUGAGGAACAGGAGAGGAAGGAUGGGGGAGGCUGGAGCAAAGUCAACGGUGUAGACAAAAAAGGUUCCGAGAAGAAGUGGAGCGCCAUUGCCAACGGCACUGCUACCCCUCCGAGUGCUGGAAAGAGAACGCCGCUGCCGAAGGAGAAUGUGCGGGACAACAAAGUGGCGUACAUUCUCUUCUAUCAGCGCGUUGAGGCUUGA